AUGUCCAAUUUACAAGACUCUGAUGCCGCCAGAGCUGGCCAUUUUGAGAAAUCAAGAAUUAAAGCUCUUGCCAGUGAGCGUGAGAAAAUUCAAAAGAAAACCUUUACAAAAUGGAUGAAUUCUUACUUAAACAGAGUCUCCAUUAAUGUUAACGAUUUAUAUACCGAUGUUACCGACGGAGUUGUAUUAAUACGUCUACUUGAAGUUCUCUCAGGCGAGAAAGUGGCUAAACCAGCCAGAGGCAAAAUGCGAAUUCAUCGAAUUCAAAAUGUUAACGCCGCCUUGAAGUUCUUAAAGAAUAAACAUGUUAAAUUGGAAAAUAUGGGUGCAGAAGACAUCAUUGACAGUAAUAACCGAUUAAUUUUGGGUCUGAUAUGGACAAUUAUUUUGCGUUUUCAGAUUCAAGACAUUCAAAUCGAUGAUGGAAGUGGUUCAGCAGAACAUAAAUCGGCUAAAGAUGCUUUAUUAAUGUGGUGUAAAUUAAAAACCGCCAGUUACGAUAACGUCAAAAUGACAAACUUUACUUCCAGUUGGCGUGAUGGUCUUGCUUUUAAUGCCAUUAUUCAUAAGCAUAGACCCGAUGCUAUUAAAUACGACAGCUUAUCCGUUAACAGUCCUCUCCAGAAUUUACGUAACGCCUUUAAAGUAGCCGAAGAAAGUUUUGGUAUACCACAACUACUUGAUGCAGAGGAUGUCAAUGUUGAAUAUCCCGACGAAAAAUCCAUUAUGACCUAUGUUGCGUCAUAUUACCAUACCUUUUCAAAAAUGAAGGCAGAGGAUGUUGUUGGACGUCGUAUUGGAAAAGUUAUGGGAGAGGUCAUUGAGAAUGAAGCUUUAAUGCAAGAGUACGAUACCUUGGCUAGCAACUUGUUGGAUUGGGUCCAAGAUAAGAUUGCUAAAUUAUCCGACAGAACAUUUGAUAAUAAAUUAAGUGGUGUCCAACAGCAACUUGUUCAAUUUAAUACUUAUCGUACUACGGAGAAACCGCCCAAAUUUCAAGAGAAAGCAGAUCUUGAAGAAAAAUUAUUUACUAUUCAAAGUAAAUUAAGAGCAAACAAUCAAAAAGCUUAUACACCAAAAGAAGGCAAAACUAUCUCUGAAAUCAACAAGGCUUGGGGGAAAUUAGAAAAGGCUGAACAUGAACGUGAAUUAGCUUUACGACAGGAAAUUUUGAGGUUGGAGAGACUCGAACAAUUAGCUGCUCAAUUUGAUCGAAAGGCUCGGCUACGUACGCAAUGGCUGACAGAUAAUCGCGGGAUACUCGGCGGUGAAGAUUUCGGUGAUUCUUUGCCGGCUGUAGAAGCUGCCGUUAAAAAGCACGAAGCCAUUGAAACAGAUAUUAAUUCCUACCAUGAACGUGUUGUAGCUGUAGAAAAUGUAGCUAAUGAACUGACAGAACAAAAUUAUCACGAUUCUGAUCGUAUUCAAGCAAAGAAAGAUAAUGUCUUGGAAUUGUGGAACGAUCUGAUUGAAAUGAUCAAGCAAAGACGUAAUGAUCUGGAGCAGCAUUUACAAUUGCAGAAGAUUUUACAAGAAUUAGAAGAUAUGAUCGAUUGGACUAAAGAAACGAAGGCGCUAUUGCAAUCAGAAGAUUAUGGUAAAGAAUUGCAAGAUGUCAACAAUCUGCUACAAAACCAUAGUAUUCUGGAAAGCGAUAUCGUUGUACAUGCGGAUCGUAUUAAGAAUGUUAUUGCUGAAGCCGAAGCCUUUGAGGCACCAGAAGAUGAAAACGGUAAAUCUAUGAAAUUUAGAUGCAAAAAUAUCCAUGAUGGUGUUGAUCAAUUAGGACAAGCAUUAAAUGAGGUCCAACAAUUGGCUGCCGAUCGCAAAUCUAAACUAGAAGACUCACAGCGAUUAUUGCAGUUCUAUCAAGAUUGUGAAGAUGAGCAAAAUUGGAUGAAAGAAAAGGAGCAAACCUUAGAAUUAUCCAAUUUGAAAAAAGUCCAAGAUUACGUUUCAUUAACUCUUCUUGAUCAUCGACAGAAAGCAUUAGAAGCUGAAGUCAAUGGCCAUCAACCUGUCAUUGAGAAUAUCCUAAAAGUAGGUCGCGGUAUGAUCGACAAUGGCCACUAUGCAUCAUCGACGAUUAGCAAUAAUGUCGAUAAUUUACAAGAAAGAUGGGAAAAUGUUACCGAUAUUUUAGCAAAACGCCAACGACGUAUCGAUGAGAUGUUAGUACUUCAGCAAUUAUUAGUAGAAGCUGACAACAUUGAAGCUUGGAUUACAUUACAUGUUAGCUUGAUGUCGAUCGAUAAUUACGGUGUCGAUCAAGGUAGUGUUGAAUCAUUGAUGAAAACUCAUUUAGAUUUAAGUAAUGAAAUUCGCGCCUACCGCGAGCAAAUUGAUGGCUUAGAAAGUACAUCGGAGCAAUUAGCACCGCAAGAUCGUGCCUCUGAUGAUGUGGUAGAAAGAAAAUUUCGUAUUUCUAAAAAUUACGACCUACUCCUUCAAUUACUAAGUAAACGAGAAGAACGUCUAAAAGAAAUGCAGUUAUUUUAUAAAUAUCAAGAUGAAAAUGAAAUUUUACUGUCGUGGGUUGGUGAUCGCGUAGCUAUAUUGGAAUCCAUCGAAGCACCAAAUGAUAUGUCGGAAGCAGAUUUAUUAUCACGGCAAUUUGAAGGUAUCAACAAAGAAGUCAAUACUAAUCAAGAACGCUAUCAAAAAGUUGGAAGCGAUGGCCAAGAAUUGAUCGACAAUCAAAAUAGUAAUAGCGAUGAAAUACGAGCCUCAAUUGAGCGUUUAAAUGGUAAAUGGAAGCAAUUGGUCGUUCUUAUUGCAGUCAAGAAAGAGAUUAUCGAUAAUAAGAAACGUCUGCUGGAUUUCUUUUACGAAAUUGAUGAAACCAAAAAUUGGGUGAUACAAAAGGGAAGCGGUUUAGACAACGAACUUUCAUCCACUGCUGAUCCUAAUGUUAUUAUGCAAUUACAGCGUCAAAUCAAUGCUGUCGAGCGGGAUACACCUGCUGUUGAGGAGCGAUUACAUGCUAUCGAAGCCAAAAAAGCUCAACUAAUAGAGGAACAGGAAGAUUACGAGACUAUGCUAAAUGAUCGUGUGUCUGAAUUAUAUCAAAAUUGGAACAACGUCUUGGAUAAAGCCAAUAAACAGCGCAACACCUUGGGCGAGUGUAGCGAUUACCAAAAGUUACUAUUUGAUAUGGACGACUUGCACGAUUGGAUCAAAACGCAACAAAUUUAUGCUAGUUCAGACGAUAUCGCUAAUACAUUAUCGGGUGCGGAGAAAUUAGCUAAGGAACAUGAAGAAUUAACCUAUGAUGUCCAAAGUCGUCAAAUGAUUUAUAACAAUAUUCUCUCAGUGGCACCGCAAUAUUACACUGAUGACACAACUGGACGUCGCCUUCGUCAACGAGUUGAUGAAAUUGUCCAAGAAUGGGAAGAAUUAUUACAAGCCUGCGAAAAGCGUAAACUCUUACUGAAACAAAAUUACGAGCACAUGCUAUUUCAGCGUGAUGUUAAGCAAUUGGAAGGAUCAUUAAGUAAGCAAGAUAUGUUUCUGACCAAAGCUCGCCAAAAGAAGUUAUCCUUGUUUAAUAUAAUUGAAUUGGUCAAACGGCAUAAAGAAUACAAGAAAAAUUUAGAAUUAUGCAGCGAUAAAGUUGCACACGUUAAACGAUUUGCUCGCCGUAUGUCGGAGAAUGAUCACUAUGCUUCGGACAAAUUGGUUGCUAAAUCUUUGGCAAUUGAAGAGCGUUUAAACGACAAUUACGGUAAAUUCAAUGAUGCUGAAGUCAAAUUACAACAAGCUGUUCAAUUGCAACAAUUCCAUCAGCAAUGUAAUGAAUUGAACGACUGGAUUAGUGAAAAGCAGCAAUUAGCCAACGAUGAAGCCUAUCGUGAUCCAACUAAUUUAACUGGCAAAUUGCAGAAACAUCAAACCUUUGAAGCUGAAUUAGUCGCCACUAAAGAUCAAUUAGAUAGUAUUAAAGACGUUGGCCAAACGAUCAUUGAUAAUCAUAGCGAGGCAGAAAGUGAAGUCGACGAUCGCAUUGCUGAAUUGCAAAAUGAAUGGUUGAAAUUAUGCCAAGCAUCAGCUAAUAAAGGCCGCAUGUUAAACGAAGUCUAUAACCAAGUCCAAUUUAGUCGUUCUGUAGCCGAUCUCGAAGUAUGGUUGGACCAUAUCCAAUCAAUAUUAACGGUUGAAGAUACUGGCAAGGACCUUAUUACCUGCACUAAUUUAAUCAACCAGCAAAUGGGAAUUGAAAAUGAUAUUGCUGCUCGUAAAGAUCGUAUCGAUCAGCUAGAGAAACAAGUACAGAAAUUUCAAGAGGCUGACCAUUACGAUGCGGAAAAUAUGCAUGAAAAAUAUAAUAACGUGAAGCAAAGGUACAAUGACCUCGAUGAACCUUGUAAAGAAAAACGUAAAAAGUUAGAAGCUGCGCGAAGAUUUUUUCAAUUCUUCCGCGAUGUUGAUGACGAAACUCGCUGGUUAGAAGAAAAAAUACUUCAAGCAAAGUCCGAGGAAGUGGGUACUAGUUUGUCGGAAGUCCAUAAUUACAAAGUUUCACACCAGAAUUUAUGCAAUGAAAUCACAAGCCAUGAACAAAUCUUAAACAGUAUUUACCAAUCCGGUGAAGCUUUAAUUGCUGAGGGCCACCCAAGUGCUGACGAUAUUCAGAAUAGUAUUGCAUUAAUGAAAGAUAAAUUCGUUCUAUUAGAACAGUAUUGCAAGGAACGAGAAAGUCUUUUAGACAAAUACUAUAAAGCCCAUCAGCACUUGUUCGAGAUCGACGAAGCUGAGUCUUGGAUGAUUGAUAAAGUUGCCGUUUUAACUUCUGAUGAUAGACCAAAGGAUGAAGAUAGCGCACUAACUAUGAUGAAGAACCAUAAUAACUUGCAGUCAUCAAUUAAAGAUUAUCGCAAUCAUUUAGAAGAGCUACGUAAUGGCGCCGAUGAUUUAGUGCAGGAAGAACUGUUUAUAAGUGAGGAUAUCCGAGAUGCAAUGGAAGAUGCUGACAAUCGAUUUACGCAAUUAAAAAUUUUAGCUGAUGAAAGACGUGACCGCCUCAAUGAAAUAAUUAAACUGUAUCAGUUUAAUAGAGAAGUUGAUGAUCUGGAGCUUUGGCUCGGUGAUUGUGAGACAAUUGCAAAAUCUAAGGAAUGCGGCGCUGAUUAUGAACACUUGGAGAUUAUUCAAGACGCUUUCGAAAAAUGGGUCGAUAACACCAAAACAACAGGUACUGAUCGAAUCCGGCAAGUUAAUACUAUGGCCGAUCAGUUGAUUAGUACUGGCCAUAGCGAAUCAGCAACUAUCUCAGAAUGGAAGAAUGGCAUCAAUGAGUUAUGGGAAGUACUAAUGAAGUUGAUCAAUGGUCGAUUUGAACUGUUAGAGGGAACACGCGAAUUAUACAAAUAUUAUUAUGACCUGAACGAGCUACAGCAACACAUUUUGCAUAAGGAUCAAAUUUUGCCUAGCGAUCUUGGUAGAGACUAUAAUUCCACAUCUGCAUUCUACCGGAAGCACGACAGCUUCCAACAUGAUUUAGUGGGCUUAGAAGUCAAGAUUAAUGGCUUACGCCAACAAUCGAAAAAUCUUGCUGCUGAACAUCAAAGCAAUGGAGAGGAGGAAAAGAUUAAAAAAUGCAUGGAUGAUGUUAAAGCUUGUUGGAAAGCAAUUAAUGAUAAAUCGAAUUGGAGGCGAUCACAACUCCUGCAAACUCUAGAUUUAUUCAAGUUAAUUGUCAUAAUUGAUGACUUGAUCAUGUGGAUAACAGAUGUAUAUGAUGAAAUUCAUAAUUUAGAGGAGCCCGAAGAUGUGCCUUCUGGUGAGAGGGUGAUUGCAAGUUUAAAGAACAUUAAAGAGGAAAUUGAAAGCUAUGAAGAAAGAUUUAAUACAGCCAAAGAAAAAGGGGAUACCUUAAUUGAACGUGAUAAUUACGCCAAGAAAGAAAUUACGGUGAGAAUGGAAGCCUUAUUGAAUGUCUAUGCUGAUCUCAAAGUCGAAUGGGAAAUGUAUUACCGAGAGUAUGACAUUUAUUUGAAGGCUUUUAAAUUUGAAGAAGAUAUGAACAAAGGAGAUUCUUGGCUCACUAAUUGCGAAGCUAGUCCAAUCGAGAUGGAUUUAAAUAACCUGUCAAAUCUUGAAGACAUCAUAAAGAAGCAAAGUGAGCUGCAAAUAGCUUUAGCUGCCCAACGAGAUCGUUUUAAGAAAAUGAUGGAAUUAACAGAUUUUGAAAGAAGAGAAAUGGAUGAAGUAGGAAAAGAAAUGGAAAAGCGUGAAGAAGUAACCAGAAAACUACAUAUUCAGCAAUUUCGGGAAUAUUUGCAAGAUAAAGAAGAUAUGAUGUGUGAUGAAGACGUGGAACCACUUCCAGAAGCGGAAGAUGAACCCAAAGAAGAAGAACCCAUCAUGAUGGGUACGCUACAUCGCAAACAUGAGACUGAGGCUGGUGGUAAAAAGGCUGAUAAAAGAUCGUGGGACAAAUACUUUGUUGUUUUAAAUGGUACCAAUCUCAUAUUCUAUAAAGAUCGCAAACAAUUUCAAAAUGUAAGAAUCCUCGUUUCAAUCAAAUCGAAUGCUCCAGAAAUUUCCAUUACUGGUUGCCAGUGUGGUAUGGCAAUUGAUUACAAGAAGAAAAAGAACGUGUUUAGAUUCAAGUAUGUCGAAAUCAAUAUUAAAUAA
Molecule: messenger RNA, 6636 nt
Organism: Trichoplax adhaerens
Lineage: Eukaryota; Metazoa; Placozoa; Uniplacotomia; Trichoplacea; Trichoplacidae
Exons: 37
Coding region: 1-6636 (2211 amino acids)
Biological process (GO): actin cytoskeleton organization
Cellular component (GO): cell projection; cell junction; plasma membrane
Molecular function (GO): actin filament binding; phospholipid binding
Source: RefSeq, a predicted model, not a curated record